AUGGAAGUGUGUGUCUGCUUCGGUCAAGUCAACUGGCAUGAGCACGCCACAGCUUACGGCAAUUCCCCAACGCCCUCCCUCUGUAACUCUGCUGUUCCACCGCCCCCUCUCUCUACGAUUUCCCGAUCCACGAGGGGACCCCUGCUGUCCUCCGGCUACGAGGUGCAGGCCUUUCUCGGGGAGGGCAGCUUUGGUAAGGUGGCCAUGUGUAUGGACAAUGUAACCAACACAAAGAAGGCCGUUAAAAUAUCCAAGGAUGGACCCCUUCUCUUUGAGCGAGCACUGGAAGAGAUUAAAAUUCUCCAGAAGCUGCAGACUCUCGAUGCAGAUAAAUGCAGUCUGGUGAAAUGGUAUGGCUCGUUCUACCAUGAAAAGUUAAUUUGUUUGGAGUUUGAGCUCCUGGACCUGAGUCUCUAUGAGUACAUGCUGCAGAGAAAACACAACGCUCUGCCCAUAGCUGAGAUCCGUCCAGUUUUACGUCAAGCCCUGGAAAUAAUCCACGCUGAUAUAAAGCCUGAGAAUAUUAUGGUGGUGAACCGCUGGCAGCAUCCGCUUCAGGUCAAACUCAUUGACUUCGGCCUGGCUCGCCACGUGUCCGAGGGCCGUUCCAUGGACCGCUGUUCAGAGGCACCAGAGGUCCUCCUGGGCAUGGACUUCAGUGAACAGAUUGACAUGUGGUCUCUCGGUGCUGUGGCUGCGGAAAUAGCAGCAGGCUUUGGACUGUUCCCCAUGGACCACGAAUAUGACGCGCUUAAACUCAUUGUGGACUUGGUGAUACCUUACAGACACAUGGCCAAGAGAGAGGAGUUGCUGAACUUUGUGGACCUCUUGAAAAAGAUGCUGGUGCCGGACAAGUGCGGACGGAUUAUUCCCCUCACAGUCCUGGAGCAUCCGUUCUUCGCUGUGGAGCAGGACCCUGAAGUCAGCCAAAGCAUUUGA
Molecule: messenger RNA, 939 nt
Organism: Trematomus bernacchii (emerald rockcod)
Lineage: Eukaryota; Metazoa; Chordata; Actinopteri; Perciformes; Nototheniidae
Product: homeodomain-interacting protein kinase 2-like
Exons: 6
Coding region: 1-939 (312 amino acids)
Biological process (GO): peptidyl-serine phosphorylation; peptidyl-threonine phosphorylation
Cellular component (GO): nucleus; cytoplasm
Molecular function (GO): protein serine/threonine kinase activity; ATP binding; protein tyrosine kinase activity
Source: RefSeq, a predicted model, not a curated record